This is a messenger RNA of Scaptodrosophila lebanonensis, 366 nucleotides long. RefSeq lists its product as uncharacterized. The record is from RefSeq and is a predicted model, not a curated record. Bases 1 to 366 code for a protein of 121 amino acids. The transcript has a single exon. Lineage: Eukaryota; Metazoa; Arthropoda; Insecta; Diptera; Drosophilidae.
AUGGAAGCUCAUCGCCAUAUCAAACGCUCCGAUCGUCCUAGUGUGGGCUAUUUGCUGUUCCAGUACCAGAGCGAGCUCACCCGCCGCCAUGCGGAACCCACACGACUCUCACGAACAAAAAUGCACAUCAUCGACGGACUGGUAUCUCGCACCAUUCGACACCUGAAGCACUGCAGCGUCGAGGAGCUGCAGGCCUGCAAACGGGAGCUGGUCUAUAAGGAGCAACUGCGAAAUCAGUUGCACGGCAUGAAACGGAAGAGGAGCUCAUCGCGCAAUAGUAAGACGCCGACCACGCCACCCAAGACCAAGUUGCUGAACGCUUCUAAGCAAAAGUUGUACAUUAUGGGACCUGAGAUAUUCGUUUAA